Messenger RNA from Lactuca virosa, 1363 nucleotides. The record is from the annotation of a GenBank genome assembly. NCBI's taxonomy places the organism in Eukaryota, Viridiplantae, Streptophyta, Magnoliopsida, Asterales, Asteraceae.
AUGGCGGUGGUGACGCCGACGAUAGUGGUGACGACGGUGUCUCUGGUGACCAUCUCUCAAAAUCGAUGCGUCUGUGAAAAUUUUCACGCAGUUUCUGGGUUUCAGUGUGUGUAUGUGUAUUUUUUUUGUUAUAAGAAGUUCAAAACUGCUCCUCAAAAUCCCAUAAAUUUCACCGGAUUACACUUUCCUUGGAUAUAUUUGAAGAGCUUCUGCCAAAUACUAGAAUUUCCUGAGCAUUCACGUAUCACAUGGAUUCAAGGGAAAAUUGGUGGAAUCCCGAGUUCAUUGGUGAAGAAAAAGAGGGGUAGGCCAAGGAAAUACGGUCCAGAUGGGGUGCUGGCUGGUGGCGGCGGCACAUUGUCACCACUUCCCAUCUCCGCCUCUGCUCCGCCUGGUUCCGGUGGUGGGUAUUCUGAUGUAAAAUUUGGUGAAGGGGAAGGAAGUGGCGGAGGCAGCUUUGUGGUGGAGAAGAAGAAGAAAGUGAAAAUGAAUUCUUCCGAGGGCAAGUUAAAGAAUAGUUACGGGAGUAUGGAUUUAGGCGACAGGAUUUCAUCUGGUGGGAGUUUUACUCCUCACAUGGUCACUGUUAAUCCGGGCGAGGAUGUUACCUCUAAAAUAAUUUCGUUCACAAAAGACGGGCCCCGGUCAAUAUGCAUUUUAUCGGCGGUUGGUGUCAUUUCACAUGUGACUCUGCGCCAUGCCGGUUCAUCUUCAUCUGGAGGCACCGUAACAUAUGAGGGAAGAUUUGAAAUACUUUCAUUAUCCGGAUCUUUCACAAGUGGGGAGAUUGAAGGGCAAGAAAGUAAAAUAAGCAUAGCUUUAUGUAGCCCUGAUGGCCGUGUGGUUGGGGGUCAACUUGGAGGACUUCUCACAGCCGCUGGUCCUGUUCAGGUGGUGGUGGCGAGUUUUCUACCAAACAUAGGCAGUCCAAUUGACCCAAAACCAAAAAAACAAAAGACCAUUGUUGCCCCUACCGAACCUCAUGCUAUCAACAUAGAACAAGAGAAAAAGUCGAAUGAAAUUGAACAUGCACAUGAGGCGGGAGGAAAUACCAAUUCUACCCCUACCCCUACACGUAAUUUCCAAUUUGAGAACCACACAACAGGGGCAAGUGUGCAUGACUGGAGAAGAGCUGCUACAGACAUGAAUGUGUCGUUGAGUGAAGAUUAAAUUAAUGUGUUAAUUAUCUUCAUUUAUCUUAUCAACUGAAUUAAUUAGUUGCGAAUUUUAGGAAAUUUAAGACUUAACUAGGAAUCUUUAUCUUAUUCUUAUGAGAUCAUAGGAAAUAUGUUGUAACUUGUAAUGUUGUUUGUUUGUUUGUUUCCAAGUUUGUUAAUAGUCAAAGGGUCUUCUCACACGUGGC